This is a messenger RNA of Musca domestica (house fly), 4357 nucleotides long. RefSeq names its product MOXD1 homolog 2-like. Gene Ontology annotation, biological process: dopamine catabolic process; octopamine biosynthetic process; norepinephrine biosynthetic process. The coding region runs from base 1504 to 3642 and encodes 712 amino acids. The record is from RefSeq and is a predicted model, not a curated record. Gene Ontology annotation, molecular function: dopamine beta-monooxygenase activity; copper ion binding. NCBI's taxonomy places the organism in Eukaryota, Metazoa, Arthropoda, Insecta, Diptera, Muscidae. Gene Ontology annotation, cellular component: secretory granule membrane. The transcript has 10 exons.
AAGAAUCUUUACUGGAUGACCAGAGCAACAACCACAAAUAAAUGCAAUCAACGAAUAUUGUCUGAAAUUAAAGUAACCAAAAUGAACAAACUGGUACAUGAUUUAUAGAAUGAAAACGGCUAACUGUAACUUCGCUAUUACCUUUACUAUGUGGAAGAUGACUGAAUUUUGAUGCUGCUAGCCUCCACCCGCGACCUAUUGUUCGAAUUGCAGACAACAAUAGUAGCCACACGAAUGGUGUUCCUGUCAAACCAAAUCAUAAACAAAAACGAAUCGUUCUCCUUUCCUCCGUGCCUACUCUUUUGUUCUAUGCAAUUUCGAAUAAUAAUUGCAAAACUGCGAUAUACAAAAGUCAAACAAAUGAAUAACGCAAAACUCAAAGACCCAGCAACAGAGAAGUCUAAAAGCCCGCCAUCCAGCCAGCCACACCAAAACUAAAAGCAAUAAACGUAGAUAGCCAAACAAACGAUAUUUGUGAAGGAAGCCAUGUGUGUAGCACAGGAUACGUAGUUCACUAUACCCAGUAGCAAAAAGAAAGGACGAAAAAACAGGUUGCGAGCAACUUGCAUAUUUUUAUGAACAUUUAUAUUUUUGAGCUGUGAACCGAUAGCUGUGAUACCAACGAACCACUAUCAACACGAAACCGGAAACCAACAAAACGAAAAUAAACACAUGGACAUUUUUUCCUAUUCAUUUUGACUGACCCAAGCGCUCAAAUGUGUGGGUGUAGGUGUAUCCAGUUGUAUUCGUAUUGCUGAAACAAUAGCAAUAAGUACAAGGGCACAUACGUAAAGAAAAAUUGUUUUUGAUGUGACCAAACAAAACAAAGCUUGCAUAAAACAGACGACAUCAUUUUCGCCUGAAAACGGAUGAAUGUGAUUUACACGCUUCCUUGCAACCUCUGAUCCCUUUAACAGUUCCAGAGACCGUUACCCACUUUGUGCGUAAAUUUUGGACCCUACUCCAAAGCGACCAACACAUGAACUUACAACACCCUUUGUGUAUUUAGAAAACAAUUUCAUUGUAAUUGUGUAUGUAGAAUUGUUUGUGUGUGUGCGUCGUUAAGGCCUAUCUCCCGUAAUUUUGGCACUCACCAAGGGGGUUUGUACAAGCAAUAAAUGUCUAGUUAAAACCUCUUGCUUCAAUUCUUCGUGUGGCCACAUGUAUGGAGAACAAUAAAAAGAACUGAGAGGCUGGGUGAGAAUUAAAUUGGACAAGGAGUAGAACGACAGGCAGAAGUUGGGAGCCUGGGCAGCCAAAAACUAUUAAUUAAAGGCAACUAAAUCUGACUGAAAAACAAGCAAACAUACGCAAUUUUCGCACGCCAUUAGAGUCGCAGCACCCAACAAGCACUUCUGUUUUAUUAGCACGAGACUGGACCAGUGGCCUAAAACAUCUCAUUAUACUCUGCGCAGCUUAGCACACACACACACCCAGGCACGGAGAAACGUCUAAACGACCAUUCGACGACGAGCCAUUCAUCUGGGCAGUUAGAUUCACAUAAUGACCACACCGACGGAAGUGAAAUAUACGAGUUUAUCGCUGUCAUCGUUAAUCACAUACUUUAUGUCCAGCUUUGUACUUGUUAGGUGCCUGUUGGAGGACGUGUCUAUAACGUCGGCAGCAAAAGCCUCAACACUGCCCUCGGCCGACGAAGACUUGAAUUGGGAUCAUAGCGUCGAUUUGAAUGAGGAUUUUCGUAUUUUAUGGAAAAUCAUUAAUCAAGAUAUAACAUUUGAAAUUCAAGCACGUACCAUGGGUUAUGUGGGGUUCGGAUUCUCGCCGGAUGGAAAUAUUGCCGGCUCCGAUAUGGCUAUCGGCUGGGUUAACCGAGGUCACACAUAUUUUCAGGACAGACAUAUUAAACGCAGUGGAGAUCCAGAACCGGUUGUAGAUCCUUCUCAGGACUACAUUCUAAUUUUGGGAUAUGAAAACCAAACUCACACCGUUCUACGAUUUCGAAGAAAACUCAAUACAUGCGAUACGAUGCAUGACAUCGCCAUUACGAAUGAUACAAUGCGAAUUUUAUAUAUGUACAAUGAGCAAGACCCACCACAUGGAUCCGCGAAGCCCGGCAGAUUACCAGAUCCAGCUUCAUCAUUUCGUCCAUAUAGACCAAUGUUGUUAACACAGCGAGCUUCGUCGCAAUAUGAACACUUCGACCAUAUUCGCAUCUUGGAACUUCGCAACGAAGAUGUUGAACUACCUGGCACAGAUGAUACACUGAUUUGGUGCGAAAUGUUCAAACUAGAAGACAUGAAGCAUAAACACCACCUAAUUAGGUAUGAACCGAUAUACGACUCGCCGUCUAGUGUGCAUUAUCUACAGCACAUCACCCUAAGAGAAUGUCAUGGAACACAUCAGGAACUGGAAGAAAUGGCGCGCGAACAGGGCAAACAAUGUAUGGGAGCCCGGGACAUUCCAUUAGCAUGCAAUGCAAUUGUCGCUUCUUGGUCACGCGGUUCAAAUAGCUUUACUUUUCCCGCCGAAACUGGUUAUCCGAUGGAAUCUCGGCAAGCGAAAUAUUAUCUAAUGGAGACACAUUACAAUAAUUUACAGCCUGAUUUAACACAGCUGCCGACUAGACAAAUGGCAGACAACUCUGGUUUAAAAAUCUAUUUUACGCACAUUCUACGUCCUCAUGAUGCAGGAGUGCUUUCAAUAGGCAUGGAUCCUAAUUGGCGACACAUAAUACCUCCAGGACAAAACCAAGUAAUAUCAGAGGGGCAAUGUAUGGAAGACUGUACAGCAUAUGCGUUUCCGCCGGAGGGUAUUCGCAUAUUUGCUGUAAUGAUGCGCACACACCUAAUUGGAAAGGAAGUGAAACUUCGACAGAUUCGCCAAAACGAGGAAUUGCCGCCAAUUGCACAUGACAGCAAUAUAGACGUCGCCUAUCAGGACUUCCGACGACUGUCAACACCCGUCCAUGCAAUGCCAGGCGAUAGACUGGUAGCUGAAUGCAUUUAUGAUAGUUCGUCACGUAAAGCAAUAACCUUAGGUGGCCUGACGAUGAAGGAGGAAAGCUGCAUUGUAUUGACUCUUUAUUAUCCGCGGCAAAAUAAGUUAACCACCUGCCAUUCCCUCCCUAGUCUACCGACAGUUCUGCAUUCAUUGGGCAUAGAGCAGUUAGCAACGGACUCUAACCCUGUUUUGAUUUCAUCUCCGCCAGAAUUAGCUGGAAUGACUCUCGAGGCGAGGCUGCUGUCGUACGACUGGCAAAAUCAUUUCAACGAUUUUCAGGAUGCAACGAGAUCAGGCUCAUUUAAACCUCUUUGUUGGGGAGCCCGUAAUCAUGUUGUACCGAGCACGGAAUACCUGGAGGGAUUCAACAUCAACAUCACCAAAACCUACAAAAAACAGAAACACUGCAAACACAAGAGACUGUUUGUGACGGAAGAAACAGUGCCUGACAUCAAUUUUCCUGUUCUUCAUGAAGUCGACAACAACAACAUCAUCGAAGGUGCUGCUCGCAGCAGCCGGAGUUCAGCCACAGAUGGAUUACGUUCAGCUCAAAGCUAUACCCGAACGAUUACGAUGGUCCUAUCAUCUAUGGCGACACAUCUUCUAAUGGCGCAGCAUUCGGUCUUAUCCAGGUGGAUAAGGGCUUGGUGGCAGUGGCGGUGGUGGUUCCUAACGUCGUAAAAGAUUUAAAAUGUCACACAUUUACCACACAAUUGUGGGUUGAGUAACGACGAACGGAACAGAGUUACGUAUGUAUCUUAGUAAGUUAGUACGUUUUUUUUACAAAAACACAGAUAGAAAUGAAAGAAAUAUCCAAGAAAUUUAUUUUAUGUAGAUAUAUAUUUCUUAUGCUCUCUUCUUUAUCUGUAUUUCCUCCCGAACUUUUCGCUUAUUCCUUUUAGGGUUGGUUUUUAGCAUAGGUUUUUAUACCCUACACCACAUAGUGGUAAGGGUAUUAUGUCUUUGUGCAUUUGUUUGUAACAUGGAGAAGGAAACCAGAUAGACCCAUAGUUACUUUUGAGAACCUUCAUAGAAUCACUUUCUGAGUCGAUUUAUGCAUGUCAGUCCGUCUGUCCGUCCGUCCGUCUGUCUGUCCAUGUAUUCUUGUGAACAAAAUGCAGGUCGCAUUUAUUAUCCGAUUGAGAUGAAAUUUUCCAAACAAUAUUUUUUUGGCCCAAGGACGAACCCUAUUGAAAUUGGUGAGAAUCGGAUCAAAUUUAGAUAUAGCUCCCAUAUAUAUCUUCAUCCGAUUUCUGGUUAAAUGUGCACCAAAUGUCCACUAUCAGUCCAAAUUACCUGAAUAUUGGCACACCCAACCGAGUUCGGCCUAGAAGCAAGUGUGUCAAAUUUGGAGAAAAUCGGUUCAGAUAUAGCUAUAGCUCCCAUAUAUAUCUUU